AAAGAGAAAUUAUGCAACCGACAGUCUCUCACUCAGUGAUGUGUGACCAUAUACAGUAUUAAAAUAGUUCCAGUAUUUCUACUUUCUACUUUGCAAUUCAAAGUAAAUCAUUUGAAUUUAUAUCCAGGAACAAGGACUAUAAGGAUACUGGUCAUUUUGACAUUGAAAGUACCCAAACUUUUUCAGUGUUCAAAGACACUAAAAACAGAAGCAGAAUUUAAAAGCAAAGUGUUUAUAUUUGUGGUUCAUUCUACAGUGGCAGCAUUUGCCAAGCAUUUAGAGAAGGCUGAAAGGAGGAACAGCUGUUUACUGGAUUUCCAUUAAGAACAUUUCUUAAGGAUGACAAUGACUACUGCACUCAUUAAUGUGAAUCGUCUGGAAAGGUUUCUUAAAACACAGCCAAAGGCCCUUGGGGUAGUCCAGAUAAUGACCGGUGUGAUGAUAGUGUUACUGGGCACUGUUAAUGAAUUCAGAGUUUCAAUUGCUUUUAAUACUGGGACUGUGUACUGUGGAUCCAUUAUUUUCAUUAUAGCGGGAUCUUUAACCAUUGCUGCAGAGAAAAAACUGAAUCACUGCAUGGUGAAAGCUUCUCUUGGAAUGAAUGUGGUCAGUGCCAUAUCUUCAGGGAUCGCUAUCCUUACUUUUGCAUUAGAAGUUCAGUAUGGACUAUAUCGUCUAUAUGGAAAAUAUGAAAGUGCAUGUACAUAUCCUUUAAGACUUCACAGCAUUGGGAUCAGUGGCCUAUUGUUGGUGCUCUCCUUCCUUCAGUUCAUUAUUUCCAUCAUUUUAUCAUCAUUUGCAUGCAAAGCCAUCUGCUUUUGUCUCCCGCGGCAGGUUGAUCCACAUGAGCCAUUCUAUUCCCUGCCUGUUCCACUUUCAAAUUGCAGCAGCACAGUGGAUUAUGUUAAUAUGAAUAUGACUAGUGUGGUCAAUGGACACAGAGUUCUUCCUCCCACACCAAGAGAUAAGACCAACCAAAAAAAUGAAACUGAGUAUGAGCAACCAACGUUCGAUUAGAUACCAGACAUGUAAUAUAUAUGCUUACACACAUAAUACAUGGAUGAUUUUUAAUAUACUCAAGGCUUGUACAAGUGUAAAUUAAUAUUUACUAGUUGAUUGAAUUUUGUUUUUAAUUACUCUUAUUGACAGUGCCAGUGCUCAGCCGAAUUACUGUUGAACAUUUAUGAAAUGUUGUGAAAUUACA
This is a messenger RNA of Labeo rohita (rohu), 1204 nucleotides long. RefSeq names its product membrane-spanning 4-domains subfamily A member 4A. The transcript has 8 exons. Gene Ontology annotation, cellular component: membrane. The record is from RefSeq and is a predicted model, not a curated record. NCBI's taxonomy places the organism in Eukaryota, Metazoa, Chordata, Actinopteri, Cypriniformes, Cyprinidae. The coding region runs from base 340 to 1017 and encodes 225 amino acids.